AUGGAUGCAGUAGUUUUGCCGAGUGUUCAAACGACUGAGUAUGUUCUCAAAAAGUAUCAGAUGCUACGGUAUGAAGCCAAUGCACAGGUUAAACUGGUAUUGGUUUCGGGUAAAGCCGAAAUAUUUGGUACAGAGCUUGUAUGUGGAACCGAACUUAUCAUGGAAAAUGGUCAAAGGGGAACCAUCGUUACAUUUCACGGUUGCAAAAUCUUGGUGAGGGGCUCUGGACUUGACGCUUUUGUGAUGACGGCUGUUGAGGAUCAUGACCUCCCUCAUGUUUACAUGAAUAUUCAUGCAAACCUUCAGGUUGCCCGAAAAAAGGCCACGGAGGAGCAGUCUCGUGGACCACGUGUCCUUGUUUGUGGACCGGAAUGUGUAGGAAAAUCCGUACUAUGUAGAACAUUGGCUAAUUAUGCUACCAGAAGAGGGUCAAAACCAAUUCUUGUUGACGUCAAUGUUGGUUUAAAUCAGGUGUGUAUUCCUUCUACCAUUGCAGCACUUGCCGUUACUAAGCCUUACGAUCUUUUGGAAGGGUGGGGGCUUGAGGAAGAUCCUCUAGUCUUUUGUUUUGGGCACCUUGAUCCUUCAGCAAACCUAAAUCUCUUUAGGGAGCAGGUGAGCCAACUUGCUGACCUAGUUAACAUAAGAUCGGAAAAUGACAGCAAAGUUUUCUCAAGCGGGUGUAUCAUUAACAUGGGCGGAUUUUCUAAAACAGCCGACAGAAAACAAGCUGGCUUGGAAGCCAUUCGUACUACGGCAUCUGCGUUUGAGGUGGAUAUUGUGCUUGUGAUUGAAGAUGGCUUCUUAAGCACCUUUCUGCACGAGGAUCUGUCGAAGGAAGUGAAAAUUAUUCGUCUUCCAAGAUCAUCUGGUGCUGUUAAUUGUAGUCCCGAGCAGUGUAUGUUGCAACGCGACUUACGAGUGAGCGCUUACUUCCAUGGCGAAAAUCUCCAGCGGAGAUUGCAUCCUCACCACUUGAAGCUGAAUGCUAGUGAGUACACCGUGUACAAGGUCGGAAAUGAGGUGAUACCCGAUUCUCUGCUCCCCCACGGUGCUCGGGAUGCUGAAGAAGAGACCAAGGGCUGGCGCACGCCUAUUGCAUUAACUGUGAGUCGGGACACGCUCAAAAACCGUCUUCUCGCUGUUUCCCAAGCAACGGAGCUUGAACGAAUCCCCUCGUCCCCCGUUUAUGGUUUUGUGGUGGUCUUAUCUGUUGCCGAUGAUCGAUCUUCAUUCAAUGUCCUCUCUCCUUCACCCGAGCUCCCUCCUAACAAUCUCCUAGUUGCCUCUAUUUGCUAUGUAGAUCCUGACGGUGCUUGA
This is a messenger RNA of Mesocestoides corti, 1320 nucleotides long. The record is from the annotation of a GenBank genome assembly. NCBI's taxonomy places the organism in Eukaryota, Metazoa, Platyhelminthes, Cestoda, Cyclophyllidea, Mesocestoididae.